AGAACUACUAGAAAAUUUUUAAGUUUGAUUCUUCCACCUUCACUUACCUUAUCAUUCGAAAUGGCUCUUGGUACUAUCAGAUCCUACCUCAACAAUCCUCGUGUUGCUAAGGCUCAAAUUGCCGCUGAAUUGUCUGGCGCUGGUGAAUUCAACGUCGAGGCUUUUGAAAUUGCCAAGGAUGUCACCCCUGAAUUCUUGGCUAAGCAUCCUUUGGGUAAGGUUCCUGUCUUGGAAGCUCCCGAAGUUAACCUUUUCGAAUCCUCUGCUAUUGCUUACUAUGCUGCUGCUCAAAAGGAAAACAACCCCAUUCUUGGUUCUAGCGCCGUUGAAAAGGCUGAAAUUCUUCAAUGGAUUCUUUUCGCUGAAAACGAAAUCAACGCUCCUCUUGGUGCUUGGGUUUACCCUCUUUUAGGUUACAUGCAAUACAUGAAGCCUAACGUUGAUGCUGGUACUGAAAAGACCAAGAGAGCUCUCGGUGCUCUCAACAAGAUUCUCGAAUCCAAGACUUACCUCGUUGGUGAAGACAUCACCUUCGCUGAUAUUGCUGUUGUCACUUCUCUUGUCCUUGGUUUCAAGACUGUCUUUGAUAAGGCUUUCCGUGCUGAAUUCAAGAACGUUACCCGUUACUUCACCACUGUUGCUAGUAAGGCUGUCUUUAAGAAGUACCUCGGUGAAGUUGAACUCUGUGAAACUCCUCUCAAGUACACUCCUCCCAAGAAGGAAAAAAAGCCUGCUGCUCAACAACAACAACCCAAGAAGGAAAAGAAGGAAGAAGAAGCUCCCUUGGAAGAACCUAAGCCUGAAAAGAAGGCUAAGUCCAAGUUGGAUUUAUUACCUCCUUCUCCUUUCAUCUUGGAUGCUUGGAAGCGUGAAUACUCUAACAACGAUACCAAGGACGCUAUCAAAUGGUUCUGGGAACACUUCGAUCCUGAAGGUUUCUCUAUCUGGAGAGUCGAUUACAAGUACAAUGAUGAAUUGACUCAAACUUUCAUGUCCAACAAUUUGAUUGGUGGUUUCUACGCUCGUCUUGAACGUGCUCACAAGUACGCCUUUGCUUCCAUGAUCGUCCGUGGUAAGAACAACGAUAACACUAUCUCCGGUUACUUUGUUAUCCGUGGCCAAGAAAUUCCUUUCGAAAUCUACGAUGCUGCUGAUUUCGAAUCUUACAACUUCCAAAAGAUUGAACCUUCUCAAUACGAAGAAAAGAAGGAAGAAAUCUUCAAGUACUUUGCUUGGGACUUCGAGGACUGUGUUGAUGGUAAGGUCUUCAAAUAAAUAAUGUCGUUUAGUUGAUAAUAGUAAAUACGAAGAUAAGGGAAAUUAUUGCCAAUUAUGUUUCGCAAAAAAAGAGGGAAUCUCUUUGUCAUAAUAUUGAAAAAUAAAGCAUCUCAUAUAUGAUUAUCA
Molecule: messenger RNA, 1404 nt
Organism: Mycotypha africana
Lineage: Eukaryota; Fungi; Mucoromycota; Mucoromycetes; Mucorales; Mycotyphaceae
Exons: 4
Coding region: 61-1275 (404 amino acids)
Biological process (GO): translational elongation
Cellular component (GO): nucleus; cytoplasm
Molecular function (GO): translation elongation factor activity
Source: RefSeq, a predicted model, not a curated record